AUGGUUGAUCAGGGCAUGGAUUCGAGCAUGGCCGAUGACAACAUUGGUUUCGGUGGAUGGCCGACCAGCACGGGUCUUCCUCGGUGGGUUCACCGAUCCCCGUUUCAUAUCUUACAAAAUGACUAUCCGAGAAGUCCCCCAACCCAACUAUGUUCUGGCUCUCAUCUAGGGCCAGCAGGUCAAAGCUUUGGGAAACUGCAUCUGUCCACCUCUAGAAGGCCACUCACUGUUCAAGCUUCAUACAGUGAUGGUGGAAGGUCAAGCAGUUCAAGCGCCUUUGUUGGAGGUUUUGUUUUGGGAGGGCUUGUGGUUGGUGCUCUCGGUUGUGUGUUUGCUCCUCAGAUCAGCAAGGCACUAGCUGUAGCUGAUAGUAAGGACCUAAUGAUGAGACUGCCGAAAUUCAUAUUCGAUGAAGAAAAAGCUUUGGAGAAAACAAGGAAGGUGCUGACCAAGAAGAUUGCUCAGCUGAACGCUGCUAUUGAUGAUGUUUCUGGUCAGCUUAGAUCCGAAGAUUCCCCAAAUGGAGUUGCUGUAAACUCUGAUGAAAUUGAAGCUGCCAUUUGAAUUGUCUUGCCGUUCACAUCGCAGUUUAACUGGUUUGUUAUUAAGAAAUAAUAGGGAAUUCGUUGUAUUUGUACUGUUUUCUCCACAAAAAGUGUAACUCUGUCUUCUUUAUAUGUGGUGGUUAUUGCAAUAU
Molecule: messenger RNA, 697 nt
Organism: Hibiscus syriacus
Lineage: Eukaryota; Viridiplantae; Streptophyta; Magnoliopsida; Malvales; Malvaceae
Exons: 8
Coding region: 1-564 (187 amino acids)
Cellular component (GO): chloroplast thylakoid membrane; chloroplast inner membrane
Source: RefSeq, a predicted model, not a curated record